Messenger RNA from Neurospora hispaniola, 1191 nucleotides. Its product is annotated as P-loop containing nucleoside triphosphate hydrolase protein. The coding region runs from base 156 to 797 and encodes 213 amino acids. Gene Ontology annotation, biological process: intracellular protein transport; protein localization to Golgi apparatus; Golgi to plasma membrane protein transport. Gene Ontology annotation, molecular function: GTP binding; GTPase activity. Gene Ontology annotation, cellular component: Golgi apparatus. The transcript is spliced from 2 exons. NCBI's taxonomy places the organism in Eukaryota, Fungi, Ascomycota, Sordariomycetes, Sordariales, Sordariaceae. The record is from RefSeq and is a predicted model, not a curated record.
GACACGGUCCCGAUCCGGGCUGUUGCGCCUGGAACUUGAAGUCUUCCAUGUACAUAUUGUAGAGAUUCUUUACGAACACCUAGCUCAUACAGCUCUGCGAUCUGUUACCUUAUUUUUUCACACGCCCUUGUCAGCUUCCGGAAACAAUUGCCAACAUGUAUCACCUAGCAAAGGGUCUCUACCGAUUAGCGACCAGUAAAGAGGAAUACUCCGUCAUCCUCCUAGGCCUCGACAACGCCGGAAAGACCACCUUUCACGAACAAGUCAAAGCUCUCUUCCACCCCGACCAGCCCGAGCCCAAGUUGAGAACGGUUCCUACGGUCGGCCAAAAUGUCUCCACCAUCACCCUUCCCGACAUGUACCUGAAGCUCUGGGACGUCGGCGGCCAGCUCUCCCUUCGCGCCCUGUGGCACUCGUACUACUCGUCCUGCCACGCCAUCAUCUUCAUCAUCGACAGCACCGACAUCGGCGACGGCCAAAUCGAGCGCGAUCAGAACAACGGGCGGCUGGACGAGUGUCGGGCGGUGUUGGAGGAUGUGUUGCAGCACUCGGAGACAGAAGGCGUACCGCUGUUGAUAUUGGCGAACAAGCAGGACCGGGAAGACUGCGUAGAGGUGGUGCGGAUCAAGGAAGGGUUGGUAAAGAAGGUCUUUGAGGGCGAGAAGAGCGCAAGUAUCAGAGACUCGAGGGUGUUGCCGGUGUCGGCACUAACGGGCACGGGCGUGAGGGAGGCGGUGGAGUGGGUUAGGUCGAGGGUAAAGUGGAACAAGGAGUCGAGGCCGCCGGUUAUGCGGUGAGAAGCGGGAGCGGUUGAUGAUGAAAGACCAAUUCAUGACAUGACCCGCGUUCGCGACCAAUAUCGACGAACAUCGACAGCGCUGGGGCAGAGGAUUCUAUGUGGGAACCAAAUCCUCCUUUGGGGUUCGGCAAUGCUUGGAUCUUGCCCGCCGUUGAGGAUCUCCGCCGCCUCCUGGAAGACUCAAGGACUAGGCCAGGAGCAGUACAUGAUCACGCCGGUUUCUUCCAAAAACACCUACAACGGAGCGCGAGAUUACCCUGCCAUCGGAUCAAAUCACUUCAAACUCGGACAAGAUUGGAUCUUGGGGGAAGUGGCGUAGAAGCAAAUUUGGGGAUCAGGCUUGGUCUAAACUAAAGUUUGGAGCUCAUUGCGUCUAGAGAUAGAGGCUAAGA